AUGUUUGGUAUGAUGGCUCCUCUUCGGGCCGCGGUCGCAGCCGUGCUGCUGCGGGCGGUUGUCGCCAUCCAGAUCGUGGACGAGGCGGGCAGGGACGGGCCCGAGGAGAUAUCAGGGGAGAGCGCUGAUGUGUUGCGCAAGAUAUUGGGGGCCAGCGCCAACGCAGUGCAGAAGCGCCAUGCAGAGGAGGCGGCGACUGCUGCCGCGGAGGCCGUAGAGGCAGAGAGGAAAGCCGUGGCGGCGAAGGCUGUGGCGCCGCCAGCGCCAGCACCGAUCACGGAGGACCGCAAUGAGAAGGCUGCAUCGAAUGCCAGGACCGCGGAGGAGGCGUCUAAGGUUGCAUCGAAGGCCAAGGCUGCCGAGAAGGCUGCCGCGGCGGUCAAGGCGGCAGCGGAGGCGGCGAGGGCUGCCGCGGAGGCCGAGGAGGCCGAGGUGGCGGCGAGGAAGGCCGAAUCGGCAAAGGCUGCAGCAGAUGCCAGGGCGGCCGAGGAAGCGGGCAAGGCCUUCGCGGAGGCCAAGGCUGCCGAGAAGGCUGCCGAGGAGACCGAGGCGGCAGAGAAGGCGGCGAAGGCUGCCGUGGAGGCCAAGGCCGCAGGCGAGGCCAAGGCUGCCGCGGCGGUCAAGGCGGCAGCGGAGGCGGCGAAGGCUGCCGCGGAGGCCGAGGAGGCCGAGGUGGCGGCGAGGAAGGCCGAAUCGGCAAAGGCUGCAGCAGAUGCCUGGGCGGCCGAGGAAGCGGGCAAGGCCUUCGCGGAGGCCAAGGCUGCCGAGAAGGCUGCCGAGGAGACCGAGGCGGCAGAGGCGGCGAAGGCUGCCGCGGAUGCCAAGGCCGCAGUCGAGGCCGCCAAGGCUGCUUCAGAGGCCAGGGCCGCAGAACAGGCUGCGAAAGCUGCCGCGGAGGCCAGGGAGGCCGAGGAGACGGCGAGGAAUGUCGCAGCGGCACAGGCUGCAUCGAAUGCGGAGGAGGCGUCUAAGGUUGCAUCGAAGGCCAAGGCUGCCGAGAAGGCUGCCGCGGCGGUCAAGGCGGCAGCGGAGGCGGCGAAGGCUGCCGCGGAGGCCGAAGAGGCCGAGGAAGCGGCGAGGAAGGCCGAAUCGGCAAAGGCUGCAGCAGAUGCCUGGGCGGCCGAGGAAGCGGGCAAGGCUUUCGCGGAGGCCAAGGCUGCCGAGCAGGCUGCCGAGGAGACCGAGGCGGCAGAGAAGGCGGCGAAGGCUGCCGCGGAGGCCAAGGCCGCAGGCGAGGCCGCCAAGGCUGCUUCAGAGGCCAGGGCCGCGGAACAGGCUGCGAAAGCUGCCGCGGAAGCCAGGGAGGCCGAGGAGACGGCGAGGAAUGUCGCAGCGGCACAGGCUGCAUCGAAUGCCAAGACCACGGAGGAGGCGUCUAAGGUUGCAUCGAAGGCCAAGGCUGCCGAGAAGGCUGCCGCGGCGGUCAAGGCGGCAGCGGAGGCGGCGAAGGCUGCCGCGGAGGCCGAGGAGGCCGAGGAGGCGGCGAGGAAGGCCGAAUCGGCAAAGGCUGCAGCAGAUGCCUGGGCGGCCGAGGAAGCGGGCAAGGCGUUCGCGGAGGCCAAGGCUGCCGAGAAGGCUGCCGAGGAGACCGAGGCGGCAGAGAAGGCGGCGAAGGCUGCCGCGGAGGCCGAGGAGGCCGAGGAGGCGGUGAGGAAGGCCGAAUCGGCAAAGGCUGCAGCAGAUGCCUGGGCGGCCGAGGAAGCGGGCAAGGCCUUCGCGGAGGCCAAGGCUGCCGAGAAGGUUGCCGAGGAGACCGAGGCGGCAGAGAAGGCGGCGAAGGCUGCCGCGGAGGCCAAGGCCGCAGGCGAGGCCGCCAAGGCUGCUUCAGAGGCCAGGGCCGCGGAACAGGCUGCGAAAGCUGCCGCGGAAGCCAGGGAGGCCGAGGAGGCGGCGAGGAAUGUCGCAGCGGCACAGGCUGCAUCGAAUGCCAGGACCACGGAGGAGGCGUCUAAGGUUGCAUCGAAGGCCAAGGCUGCCGAGAAGGCUGCCGCGGCGGUCAAGGCGGCAGCGGAGGCGGCGAAGGCUGCCGCGGAGGCCGAGGAGGCCGAGGAGGCGGCGAGGAAGGCCGAAUCGGCAAAGGCUGCAGCAGAUGCCUGGGCGGCCGAGGAAGCGGGCAAGGCUUUCGCGGAGGCCAAGGCUGCCGAGAAGGAUGCCGAGGAGACCGAGGCGGCAGAGAAGGCGGCGAAGGCUGCCGCGGAGGCCAAGGCCGCAGGCGAGGCCGCCAAGGCUGCUUCAGAGGCCAGGGCCGCGGAACAGGCUGCGAAAGCUGCCGCGGAGGCCCGAGCUUCAGAGGAGGCGGAGGCCGAGGCUGUUUCGGAGGCUGCGAGGAAUGUCGCUGCGGCAAAGAGCACAGCGAAUGCCAAGACCGCAGAGAAGGCGCCUAAGGUUUCCGCCGCAGCCAAGGCUGCCGAGAAGGUUGCCGCGGCGGCCAAGGCGGCAGCGGAAGCGGCGAAGGCCGCCGCAGAGGCCGAGGCGGCCGAGGAGGCGGCGAAGACUGCAGCAGUGGCACAGGCUGCAGCGGCCACGGCCGAAGAGGAGGCCAGGGCUGCAGAGAAGGCAGCGAAGGCUGCAGCGCCGCCAGCUUCUGGCCUGCGUGGAAGCACCGUUGGGACAAGGCUCGCGUAG
Messenger RNA from Prorocentrum cordatum, 2625 nucleotides. The record is from the annotation of a GenBank genome assembly. Lineage: Eukaryota; Dinophyceae; Prorocentrales; Prorocentraceae.